AUGACACCGUCCGAUUGCGCACAGUUGGACCACCUACGCACUGCGGAGCGCAGUGCCCAGGCACAUUCGAUCGAUUUUCCUGAGAAAUCAGGCUUCUGCGUGGCCUUCAACCAUGAAGAGUCGCUUGUAUCUGCCUCGGUCGCGUGCUGUGUGGCGGAAAUCGCAUCAUUUGUGGAUGAUUUAGUGCCUAGACUGCACGCGGGAGGACGACUGAUGUACGUCGGAGCUGGUAUCAGCUGGAACAUAGCUUUGAUGAACUGUACCGAAUUGCCUGUUACAUUCUUCACUGAGUCACAUCGAGUUAUCGCUCUCGUUGCGGGGGAAUAUGGAGCGGCCAUCCGAACCCAGGAAGAACCUGAGGAUGCCGAACAAUAUGGAGCUACGCAAAUUAAAGCUUUGAAUCUGACACCCGACGAUGCUGUCUUGGGAAUUUCAGCUUCUGGUCGGGCGUCAUUCGUGCUUGGAGCUCUCAAAGGCGCUCUUCGGAUUGGAGCCCUGACUGCAGGCAUUACGAAGACUUCAUCAAGCUUGGUGGGUAAUAUGUGUAUCGACCAUCAACUUGUUGCUUCAUUGGAGAUCGGGAAGAUUUACAAGGGAAUUAUCUUUAACCUUCGAGUCGGGAAUCACAAGCUUCAAGCUCGAGCUCGCAGAUCACUACGCCAGGUCUGUAGAGAGAUCGUGGGACUUUAUUCGAAAAGAGGACUCAUCCUACCAUCUCAGAUUUUGACAACAUUUCAUCAAAUGCAGAACGAAGAUGCAGCAAACGGCCUUAUUCGCAGAUGCAAUGGAAGUGUGAAACUAGCCUGCGCCGUGGCUGUAAUCAACAUUUCAUCUAAUGAAGAGAUAUCUGGGCUUCAAGACAGGGGUAGUAAUUUUGGGGAAUUUGUUGCAAAACGCCUGAGCUUCAGCUAUUUGAAUGGCGAUAUUGCUUCAAUCGGACAUGGUGGCAUUCCAGAGUAUUAUUUGGCCAUUGAUGGUGGGGGCACAAAGUGCGCAGUCUCAAUUUCCACGAGGUUUGGGGUGGUGUCUCGUGGCUAUGCUGGGCCUUGCAAUCUCAAUCUUGUCACUGCAGAAGAGUUUGUAUGCCAGGUCAAGAGUGCGACGAUGGAUGCAAUCACAGGUUUACCGCAAAAGGGAGAUUCGCGUCCCAAAACAAGUCCUCGGUUCCGCAGAGUCUGGGCUGGAAUUGCAGGCCUACAUCACGCAGAUAAAUUGGAAGUCCUCAUCGGUCACCUCGAGAAGCUGCUUGGGGUUUCUGCGGAGGCGGGUUCACUUCGAUUGACAAGUGACAGCGCACUUCUUGGCGCAUGCCUGGAGAGAGACACUUCCAUUCAAACUGGCAUCAGUAUCAUAUCAGGAACGGGGUCGGUAGCAACUGCUUUCAAAAAGGGCUCGAAUGGUCAUGCUGUCGAAGUCCGUCGAACGGGUGGGUGGGGCCAUCUUAUUGGAGACGAUGGAAGUGCCUUUCACGUUGGCAAACAGGCUCUGCAGGCUUUGCUGACAAGUAUUGAGAUCAAUGAAGUUGAUACUGAAUCUCGCUUGACUGAGAUGGAGGAGGAAAUUGUUGCAUAUUUUGGCUGCACCAAGAGUGCCGUGUUGUCUCGCCUCCUCAAUUCGGGAAAGAAUCCCACGAGCGACAUCGGUGGUCUCGCAAGAACUGUGACAAGACUUGCUUUCCGCGACGAGAACCCCGAUUUUCAGGCUCUUGAAAUCUUGAAAAAUGCGGCUAAAUCAUUAGCCCAGCUGGUUGUACCCCUGAAAAACACAUGCCCUCCAGAAAGCAGCGUUUUGAUACUUUCCGGAGCACUGAUGACUAUCGCAAAAUUCCGAGAGUUGGUCUAUGACCAGUUUUCUUCGGCUCACAUCACGGCGUUCAAGAAGAUUGUUGUGAUAAAUUCUGCAUCUGAUUGUGCUGUGAAUUAUUUGGCCGCACAGGCAAUUUAG
Molecule: messenger RNA, 1944 nt
Organism: Penicillium pulvis
Lineage: Eukaryota; Fungi; Ascomycota; Eurotiomycetes; Eurotiales; Aspergillaceae
Exons: 1
Coding region: 1-1944 (647 amino acids)
Biological process (GO): carbohydrate derivative metabolic process
Molecular function (GO): carbohydrate derivative binding
Source: RefSeq, a predicted model, not a curated record